Aspergillus japonicus CBS 114.51 is the source of this 1509-nucleotide messenger RNA. RefSeq names its product peroxidase. Gene Ontology annotation, biological process: response to reactive oxygen species; hydrogen peroxide catabolic process; cellular response to oxidative stress. The transcript has 2 exons. Gene Ontology annotation, molecular function: peroxidase activity; heme binding. The coding region runs from base 153 to 1256 and encodes 367 amino acids. NCBI's taxonomy places the organism in Eukaryota, Fungi, Ascomycota, Eurotiomycetes, Eurotiales, Aspergillaceae. The record is from RefSeq and is a predicted model, not a curated record.
CCUGUCAUCUCUUCUUCCCUUCCCUCCUCUUCCUCCGUCCUCUCGUCUCACCCUUCCUCAGUAGUCGAUUCACCCCAAGAGUACUGUGUGUACCCUUUCGUCCUACCCUUCCAAACAUAAACUCUCCCCGUUUCACACCUCUUCCUCAUACAAUGGCCUCCGCUGCUCGUUCGGCCUCUCGGGCCUUCCUUCGCUCGACCCCUGCUACCUCGGCUUUCAGACCCGCUGCUCGCAGCGCUCGUUAUGCCCUUCCCUCCCAGGGCUUCCGCACCGCUUCUCGCCGCGGCUACGCCUCCGAGGCUGGCUCCAGCAAGUCCUCUAACGGCCUCCUGUGGGCUGGUGUUGCUGCUGCUGGUGCCGCUGGUGCUUUCUUCUUCUUCCAGAGCGGCGAUUCUUCCGUGAGCUCCAAGGCCUUCGUCCCCACCCAGGAGGACUACCAGAAGGUGUACGAUGCGAUUGCCAAGAAGCUGGUGGACGAGACCGACUAUGAUGAUGGCAGCUACGGCCCCGUCCUUGUCCGCCUGGCCUGGCACGCAAGUGGCACCUACGACAAGGAGACCGGCACCGGCGGUAGCAACGGUGCUACCAUGCGGUUCGCUCCUGAGUCCGAUCACGGUGCUAACGCCGGUCUGAAGCACGCCAGAGACUUCCUCGAGCCCAUCAAGCAGCAGUUCCCCUGGAUCACCUACUCUGACCUGUGGACCCUGGCCGGUUCUGCCGCCAUCCAGGAGUGCGGUGGCCCUGCCAUCCCCUGGAGACCCGGCCGUCAGGACAGGGACGUCGCCGCCUGCACUCCCGACGGCCGUCUCCCCGACGCCUCCAAGGACCAGAAACACGUCCGUGACAUCUUUUACCGCAUGGGCUUCAACGAUCAGGAGAUCGUGGCUCUGAUCGGUGCCCACGCCCUGGGUCGCGCCCACACCGACCGCUCCGGCUUCGAUGGUCCCUGGGACUUCAGCCCCACUGUCUUCACCAACGACUUCUUCAAACUCCUGCUCGACGAGAAGUGGCAGCAGAAGAAGUGGAACGGCCCCGUCCAGUUCACCGACAAGACCACCAAGACUCUGAUGAUGCUCCCCACCGACUUGGCCAUGAUCAAGGACAAGGAGUUCCGCAAGCACGUCGAGCGUUACGCCAAGGACAACGAUGUCUUCUUCAAGGAGUUCACCGACGUGUACGUCAAGCUCCUCGAGCUGGGUGUCCCUUUCAUCAGCAAGGCCGAGGACCGCUACGUCUUCAAGACCUUCGAGGCAUAGACCAUGUGCAGAAUGUGUGAAUAGUGUUUGGGUUUCUUUUGGCAUAAUCUGUUCGCGGGGCAUUGCGUUUCUUGACUCGUUUCGACAUUUUGAUAUCCGAUAUAUGCGUAAACGGUCCGCAGUUUGACGGCCGGGGCCCUUCUGUGCGGCUUUGUUCUUGGCCUGUCUGCCAUCAAAGGCAUUGUACAGGCGAGUCUUGUGGGUUAGAAGUAGAAGAUAGCUAGAGCAUCAAUACUAGACUUAUCCACUAGAU